AUUUCUUGGCUUCUGCCCAGUUAUCUGCAACAUGCACUCAAAUGGCUCAGUAAUAAUGAUACUGAUACAUAGAGAAUGAGGAGCAAAUGUGACUUUCAGGAUGAAGGAUAUGAGAGAGUUCUUUGUGUUUCAAAAGAUUUCAAAAUAAAAUAUUUUAAAAAUAAAAAUAAAGCAUAGACUUUGGAAAACGGGUAGUUAGAACCUAGUCAGACAACUUACAAGCUGUGUGACCUUGGGCAAAUUUUUUCAACUCUCUGAGCCUCUAUGUUCUUAUCUAGAAAAGAAGGCUUAUGACCUCUGCCCACCCAGCCUACCUCUAGGUGUUACAGCAGAAGUCAGAUAAAGGCAGGGAAGGGCCCUUAAUGCGCAGGUGUGAUAAGCAACUUUCUCCAGAGAAACUGAACAGUGAAAAUGAACACAUAAAGGGAAACCUCAUUUUAAGUGGAGUCAGGAGACCAGAAGGGGGCGCUCUCACACACCUCAAGUACCACCGUAAUUCAGUCAUAGGAAAGACAGUCUUUCAACAGACCCCAACAAGAAGCAUCAACAGGAAAAAACUGCCGAUGACAGGCCUGGACAGGAAAGAUGUACAUUGCACCUCUUGGAGGAAACCGACUACCCCAGCAACUAAGCCAGUCACCUGUCAUCAGCCUGAAUUCUUGCUUUUCUCCAAUGGACUCUCAUUCAAAACAACCCCUCCCAACUUCCUCCUUUUUCUCUAUAAAGUAAUGUUCCUCUUCUUUGUUUGUUGGACUUGCCUAUGGCUUUUGCUAUAGCCUGCUUGUCCCAAAUUGAAAUUCUCUGCUGUUCCCGAAUAAAGCCAUUUUACUGGUAAAAUAACUGGCUGUUUUACUUUUGAGGUUAACAGAACUAUAGGUUUUAUAGAUCUAGAUUUAGAGAAAGAUUUGUUUUAAGGAAUCGGCUUGUGCCAUUGCAGGGGCCAGCAAGUCCAAUUUCUGCAGGGUAGGCUGGCCGGCUGGAAACCCAGGGAAGCAUCUGCUGGUAGAGUUCCCUCUUCCUUGGGGGAGAUCAGGCCUUUUUCUUUUUUCUUUUUUUUUUAAUUGAUAUUUUUGGCUGCAUUGGGUCCUUGUUGCUGCUCGCAGUCUUUCUCUAGUUGCGGCGAGCAGGGGCUAUUCUUCGUUGUGGUGCACGGGGUUCUCAUUGUGGUGGCUCCUCUUGUUGCGGAACACAGGCUCUAGGCGCACAGGCUCAGUAGUUGCAGCAUGCAGGCUCAGUAGUUGCAGCACGCAGGCUCUAGAGCGCAGGCUCAGUAGUGUGGCGCAUGGGCUUAGUUGCUCCGCAGCAUGUGGGAUCUUCUCGGACCAGGGCUCGAACCCGUGUCCCCUGUAUUGGCAGGCGGAUUCUUAACCACUGUGCCACCAAGGAAGUCCCCAGGCUUUUUUCUAUUCAUGUCUUCACCUGAUUGGAUGAGGCCCACCCUCAUUAUAGAGAGUAAUCUGCUUUCCUUGAAGUUUACUGAUUUAAAUGUUGAUCUCAUCUCAAAAAUACCUUCAAAAAAAGAUCUAGAAGACUGUUUGACCAAAUAUCUGAAUACCAUGGUCCUAGCCAAGUUGAUACAAAAUUAAUCAUCACAACAGAGAAGGGGGUCUGCUUCUGUCCCACCUUGGAGAUGUUUGCCUUCUGUGUUACAGAGGAAGCCAGUGGGAGCUGCCUGGGAGUUUCAUUUUCAUGGUCCUGGACACAAGAGUUGCACGUCUGUCUCCCCUCUGGCCUGCGUGCUCCUGGGCCUGUUUUCCUUCCUUGCUGGGUGGGCUCUGCCAUUAGCUGUCAUCUCAGCAGCCAGCCAGAGCAAUGGGAAACUGGGAGUCCCAUCUCUACGAACGGCCUGCCCAGAAACUGGGUGAGUUUACCCAGGACAACCUGAGGCCCUUUGAAGACUGUCAGAAACAGAUCGACCAGACCGUGGACACCAUCUGUGCAGUCCUGCAGGAAGCUGAGCAGUUCCCCCUGGUGACCGGCGUGGCCAAAAGUGGCUCCUAUGGCCGGAGAACGGUCUUGAGGGGCAACUCCGAUGGUACCCUCGUCAUCUUCAUCGGUGGCCUUGAAAAAUUCCAGGAUCAGAAAAAAAGCCAACAUGACUUCCUCAGCAAAAUCUGGGCACAGUUGAAACGCUGUGAGCUCACGAUGAAGCUGGCAGCCAAGAUGGAGAUCCAGAGCAUCUGUGGCAAGCUCACCAUCCAGCUGUCCACAGAACAGCAGAGCAUCACUUUUGAGAUGCUGCCCGCCUUCAACGCUCUGGGCUUAAGUGAGAAGCCCAGCCUCUGCACCUAUCGAGAGCUCAAAAGAUCCUUGGAUAUGGUGAAAGCCAGCCCCGGUUAGUUCUCGAUCUGCUUCACUGAACUCCAGGAGAAGUUUUUUAGCAACCAUCCCAGCAAGCUGAAGGAUUUGAUCCUCUUGGUAAAGUACUGGUGUCAAAAGUGCCAGGAAAAGCUGAAGGAUUCAUCCCUGCUGCCCCUGUAUGCUCUGGAGCUGCUUACGGUCUAUGCCUGGGAACAGGGGUGUGGAGCAGAAGACUUUGACAUAAGAGGCAUCAGGACUGUUCUGGAGCUUAUCAGGAAGCAGGAGCAGCUAUGUGUCUACUGGACAGUCAACUACAACUUUGAGGAUAAGACUGUCCGCAACAUCCUGCUGGGCCACCUCCGAUCCCCGAGGCCAGUAAUCUUGGAUCCAACUGACCCAACCAGUAAUGUGAGCGAAGAUAACACCUGCUGGCAGCUGCUAAAACAAGAAGCUCAAACCGGGUUAUCUUCUCUCAGGCUGAACGAGUCACCUGGACUGUCCUGGAAUGUUCUGCCUGCGCCGCUCUACAUGACCCCAGGCCAUCUUCUAGACAAGUUCAUCAAGGACCUUCUCCAGCCCAACAGGACUUUCCUAGAUCAGAUCAAGAAAGCUGUUGACAUCAUCUGUAAGUUUCUUAAAGAAAAUUGCUUUCGACAUUCAACUACAAAGUGUCAGAAGAUUGUCAAGGGGUCAACCGCCAAAGGCACGGCUCUGAAGAGCGGCUCCGAUGCCGACCUUGUUGUGUUCGCGGACCCGCUGAAAAGCUACACCUCCCAGAAAAACGACAGAUGCAACAUCAUCAAGGAAAUCCAUAAGCAACCGGAAGCCUGUCAGCAGGAGAAGGAUUUUGAAGUGAAGUUUGAGAUUUCAAAAUGGAAGGCUCCCCUGCUGAGCUUAACUCUGAAAUCCAAAGUCCUCAACGAAAGUGUUGACUUUGAUGUGCUGCCUGCAUUUAAUGCCCUAGGUGAACUGAAGUCUGACUCUACACCCAGCCCCAGGAUCUAUGCUGACCUCAUCUAUUUGCAUAAAUCCUCAGACGGCCUGGGGAGAGAAUUUUCUACCUGUUUCAUGGAGCUACAGUGCAAUUUCGUUUGCUCCCGACACACCAAACUGAAGGAUUUGAUUUGCCACUGGUACAAAUGGUGUGGAAGCAAACUGAAGCAAAAGGGGUCUCUGCCCCCCAAAUAUGCCUUGGACCUGCUUACCAUCUACGCCUGGGAGCAGGGGAGCGGGGCGCAGGAUUUUGACACGGCUGAAGGUUUCCGGACGGUCCUGGAGUUGGUCACAAACUAGCAGCAUCUCUGUGUCUUGUGGAUGGUAAACUACAACUUUGAUGAUGAGAUUGUGAGGAGCUUCCUCCCGACCCAGAUCCAGAGAACCGGGCCUGUGAUCUCGGACCCAGCCGAUCCUACUGGCGACGCGGGUGGAGGGGACCGUUGGUGUUGGCAUCUUCUAGCAGAAGAAGCUACUGAACGGCUGUUGUCUCUCUGUUUCCGAGACGGGUCGGGUUGUCCCAUACAAUCGUGGAACGUGCCAGUAGGAAUCAUCUAAAGGAAGUGUCAUCUGGAGAUUACCUUGGGACAGGCCGAAAUCAAAGUGCUUCCCUGCUAUGGCAACUUGGGAUUCACUCGGCCACAAAUAACAGAUAACCCAACUCAGGAGCCUAAACGACUGGGUUUUUUCUUCCCAUAACAAGAAAUCCUAAGGCAGGCGACCUAGGACUCGCACAACAGCUCCACUGGACUUUCCCCAGGAGCAGAUCACCUCCACCGUGGCACUUGGUACUGGGGGCUGGAUAGCUCUUCGUGGUAGGGGCCGUCUUGGGCAGUGUUACGUCUCUACCCACCAGAUGCAGUAGCACCACCCCCGAGGGCAACAGCCAAAAAUGCCUCCAGACGCGACCGAGGGUCCCCUGGGGCACACUCAUGCCCAGCUCUUCCUGGCUCCGCCCUCUUUAGCCGUUCAUUUGAGUCUUCAUGGCACUGAGAGUGGCUAGUGCACCUCCAGGUGGCGGGUCCAUGGUGAGGUUGGAGGAACAGAAAGGGGGAGGAUACCCACCCAGGUAUCUUAUUAGAAGCUUCAUCCAGCAAACUCUCUUACAUUUCAAGCUGCAGCUACCUGUAACCGAAAAGUGGCUCCAGAAAGGAGGCUGAGAGUUGGGCCAGCCAGCCAAGAGUGCCUGCCACCCCUGUCCAAAGCUCCACCGCCAACCAAGAUACCUGCCACCAGGUAUACUUGGUUCCCCCAUCAGGUUCUCUGUCAACAAGUACCCAAAACUGUCCCUGGUAGUAGUCACCUUCUCAGAUACACUUCCUUCUUUCUUUUUGGUUUUUUUUUCUGUCUCUUUUAACCAAUGGUUCUAACUGCUUGGAUAUGUAUUAUUCUCGCACGUAUAUUUCUUUCUUUCUGGACAGUGCAGUCACCAGGAAGUUGGGGAGCAGGGAUACAUUCUAUUGUCAGUGAGAUGCACUUAUUCAGAAGGUGUAGAUUCCUGGAAUAAUAAUGCUGGAAGAAACUUCUAGAGACCACCAGGCAACUGCUUUUUUUUUUUUUUAUGGUUAAUAAACUACAAAAUUUACAAACCCAA
Messenger RNA from Orcinus orca (killer whale), 4888 nucleotides. It is a transcript of the gene OAS2, whose product is annotated as 2'-5'-oligoadenylate synthetase 2. The record is from RefSeq and is a predicted model, not a curated record. Gene Ontology annotation, cellular component: nucleoplasm; membrane; cytosol. Gene Ontology annotation, biological process: regulation of ribonuclease activity; defense response to virus; negative regulation of viral genome replication. Lineage: Eukaryota; Metazoa; Chordata; Mammalia; Artiodactyla; Delphinidae. Gene Ontology annotation, molecular function: 2'-5'-oligoadenylate synthetase activity; double-stranded RNA binding.